This is a messenger RNA of Peromyscus leucopus (white-footed mouse), 5062 nucleotides long. It is a transcript of the gene Enam, whose product is annotated as enamelin. The record is from RefSeq and is a predicted model, not a curated record. The transcript is spliced from 8 exons. Bases 285 to 4334 code for a protein of 1349 amino acids. NCBI's taxonomy places the organism in Eukaryota, Metazoa, Chordata, Mammalia, Rodentia, Cricetidae.
UGUACUCCGUGAUGUUUCCAAAUCACUUUUGUAGACUAAUCUUUUGAUAAAAGUUUCAGCUCCUUAGUUUAUUUGGUGUUUGUUUCUCUUAUAGGUUUCCUUCCUUUAACACUGUACCUUUGUACAUUCUCCCAUAAAGAAGUUUUGUCAACAAUGCACUAGAAGUAUCUCAAAAUACGAUGCCUAUCUCAUUUUCUCUCUGAUUUAGCUCUCAUCCUAAUCUUAAGGCACCGAAGAUUAAGCUCGAUUUUGAGGACCCUCUAAUAAGGGUAUGGUUGGAUAAAAUGACUAACAUGCCAUGGGCUGCCCUAGAGGUGACGCUUUGCUAUUCAUUUAAUUUAUUUGCUCUGUUUCCAAACUGGAGUUUCUUCUCAUGCAGAAAUCCUUAUUUUUCCCAAAAGGCUUAUGAAAAUUUUGGUGAGAACAUGUUGCUGCUUCAGUGCAGAAAUACGGCCUCUCUUCCAAAGCCAUGUAACUUGGUACCAAAUGUAAAAAUGGAGGUCCUCCUGCUUUUGCUGGGUCUGCUCGGUAACUCUGCCGCCAUGCCUUUCCAGAUGCCAAUGCCCCGGAUGCCUGGAUUUAGCAGUAAAAGUGAAGAGAUGAUGCGAUAUAGUCAAUUCAACUUCAUGAAUGCCCCACCUAUGAUGCAUAUGGGCCCAUAUGGAAAUGGUUUGCCAAUGCCUCCACACAUGCCUCCGCCAUACCCUCCAUACCAGAUGCCCAUGUGGCCUCAGCCAGUACCCAAUGCAUGGAAUCCACCCCCAAUGCCCAAUUUCCCGAGCAAGACCGAUCAAACCCAGGAGACUGCCAAACCCAACCAGACCAAUCCGCAAGAGCCACAACCACAGAAACAGCCUCCAAAGGAACCACCAAAUGAAGCAGCACGGGCCAAAGAGGAAGCCCAGCCACCUCAGCCAUUUCCACCAUUUGGCAAUGGGCUUUACCCCUAUCAACAACCACCAUGGCCUAUUCCACAGAGGGGACCACCACCAGCCUUUGGACGUCCAAAAUUCAGCAAUGAAGAAGGAAAUCCUUACUAUGCAUAUUUUGGAUAUCACGGCUUUGGGGGUCGUCCUUAUUAUUCGGAAGAGAUGUUUGAAGAUUAUGAAAAACCCAAAGAAAAAGAUCCUCCUAAACCAGAGGACCCACCCCCAGACGACCCACCCCCAGAGGCCUCCACUAACUCAACUGUGCCAGAGGCUAACGCCACACAGUCAGUUCCUGGAGGAAGUCAAGGCGGAAAUGAUACUAGCCCAAUAGGGACCAGGGGCCCUGGGCCGAAUGCUGGCAACAACCCUACAGUUCAAAAUGGUAUCUUCCCUCUCCCUAAAGUAAAUGUUUCAGGCCAAGGAGUAUCGAAAAACCAAAUUCCGUGGAGACCAAGUCAGCCAAAUAUUUAUGAGAAUUAUCCUUAUCCGAAUAUGCGAAAUUAUCCUUCAGGAAGACAAUGGCAAACCACCGGUACCAUGGAGCCCAGACAGAACAGACCUGGUUACCAAAACCCACAAAUACAAAGGGGUCCUCAGUGGAAUUCCUUUGCUUGGGAAGGCAAACAAACUACUCGUCCAGGAAAUCCAACUUACCGCAAACCUCUCCCUCCUACUUCAGGAGUCAAUUAUCCCAACUCUGGAGGAAAUCCAGUAAAUUUUGGAAGAAAAUUGCCUGGGCCAAAUAAACCCUUUCUGGGAGCCAAUCCGGCCCCAAAUAAACCCUUCAUGGGACCCAAUCCGGCCUCAAAUAAACCCUUCAUGGGAACCAAUCCAGCCCCAAAUAAACCCUUCAUGGGAACCAAUCCGGCCCCAAAUAAACCCUUCAUGGGAACCAAUCCGGCUUCAAAUAAACCCUUUCUGGGAGCCAAUCCAGCCUCAAAUAAACCCUUUGUGGGAGCCAAUCCAGCCUCAAAUAAACCCUUUGUGGGAACCAAUCCUGCUGCAAAUAAACCCUUUGUGGGAACCAAUCCUGCUGCAAAUAAACCCUUUGUGGGAACCAAUCCUGCUGCAAACAAACCAUCUAUAGGAACCAAUGCUGCCUCAAAUAAACCCUUUGUGGGAACCAAUCCUGCUGCAAAUAAACCACUUGUGAGAAACAAUGCUGCCUCAAAUAAACCACUUGUGAGAAACAAUGCUGCCUCAAACAAACACCCUGUGGGAACCAAUGUGGCCUCCGUGGGUCCUAAACAGGUUACUGAUAGCCACAAUGUGAAAACCCAAAAUCCAAAGGAAAAGUCACUAGGUCAAAAAGAAAGAACAGUUAGUCCCACAAAAGAUACAGCCAGACCUUGGAGAAACUCUCAACAAUACGGAAUUAACAAACCAAAUUAUAAUUUGCCUCGCCCUGAGGGUAGCAGGGUAAGCCCAAAUUUUAAUUCUUUUGAUCAACAAGAAAACUCCUACUUCCCAAGAGAAGAUUCCAGAAGAGUACCAAGUCCCAAAAAACAAAUCCAAAGCCAGAAUCUGCCCAAAGGAAUUGCUUUAGAGCCAAGAAGAACCCCAUUUGAAUCAGAAACUAGGAAACCUGAAUUAAAGCAUAGCACACAACAGCCUGCAUACCCUAAGAAAAUCCCUUCUCCUACAAGAAAACAUUUCCCUGCUGAAAGAAACUCCUGGAAUCACCAAGAAAUCCCUCCACCCUUAAAGGAAGAUCAUGGGAGGCAGGAAGAAAUGUUACCUUAUCCUUCCUAUGGCUCUAGAGGAAAUAUUUUUUACCAUGACUAUAACAAUCCUUACUAUCCUAAUGAGAAUUCACCAUACAUUAGAAGCAAUACAUGGAAUGAGAGGGUUAGCUCUCUCAGUACUAUGAGGCAACCAGAAAAUCCACAGUACCCUAUGAAUUCUCUAGACCAGAAGGAGACAGAGCAGUAUAAUGAAGAGGAUCCAAUUGAUCCAAAUGAAGAUGAAUCUUUUCCAGGACAAAGUAAAUGGGGUGAUGAAGAGCUGAACUUCAAAGGAAGCCCAACAAUUAGGCAGUAUGAAGGUGAUAAAUAUGCCUCAACCCUACCACAAGAAUAUCUUCCCUAUUCCUUAGGUAAGCCACCUAAGGAAACUUUUCCUUACAGUGAAAUCUAUCCCUGGAAUCCACAUGAAAAUUUUCCAAUCUAUAAUCCAGGUCCUACGAUAGCACCACCUGUGGACCCCAGAAAUUAUUAUAUUAAUAAUGCCAUAGGACAAGAAGAAAGCACUCUCUUUCCUUCAUGGACCUCCUGGGACCAUGGGACUCAAGCACAGAAGCAAAAAGAAAGUGAGCCAUAUUUCAAUGGAAAUGUCUGGGGUCAGUCCACGAAUUUACACAAGUCUAAUCCACCAAACCAGAAGAGGAACCAUCCUUAUUCCACCAACUCCCCUGCUGGACUUCCAAAAGACCCAACAUGGCUUGAAGGUGAGAAUUUGAACUACGAUUUACAAAUUACUAGUUUAAGUCCACCGGAGAGAGAACAGUUGCCUUUCCCUGGUUUCAUUCCUCAAAGUUACCCAUCAGGCCAAAAUGAAGCACACUUAUUUCACCAAAGUCAGAGAGGUUCCUGCUGUAUUGGUGGCUCCACGGCACAUAAAGACAAUGUGCUGGCUCUACAAGACUACACUUCAUCCUAUGGUCUGGCACCAAGGGAGAUCAAAAAAACCAGCCCUGUGCAUACAGAAAGUAGUUAUACCAAGUAUGCAAGACCUAAUGUCUCCCCAACAAUCAUCCUACCUAGUCAAAGAAACAUCUCAGAGAAUAAACUAACUGCAGAAAGCCCAAACCCAAGUCCUUUUGGAGAUGGUGUGCCUGCUCUGAGGAACACACCAUAUUCUGGAAAGAAUCAACUGGACGCCGGAAUUAUGGCCUUUCCUGAAGCCAGCUCUCCUCAGCCAAAAAAUACACCCUGUCUUAAAAGUGACCUUGGAGGAGAUCGGAGGGAUGUUCUGAAACAGUUUUUUGAAGGCAGCCAGCUCAGUGAAAGAACUGCAGACCUUAUUCCUGAACAGCUCAUUAUUGACAUCCCUGAUAAAGGCUCUGGCCCAGACAGCAUACAAAGUGAAGGCCAAGGAAAUGGGGAUGAGAUGCAGCAGCAAAGACCACCUACCAUCCUUAAGGUGCCAUGCUUUAGCUCCAAAUUAGCAAAGUUUCACUCUUCAAGCACUGGACCUCCAACUAAUGAUGGAAGACAAAGCCUGCUUAGUGGUGCUCUCUCUACACCUACUGAAAAUCCUAAGACAUCAGUUGGGUUAGCUACUAGGGAACAAUUUAAAAGUAUAAAUGUAGAUCAAGCAAAUGCAGAUGAACACACUACAUUUGAAGCUUUUCAAGGAACCAGUCAAGAGGACCAAGUACAAGGCUGCUUACUGCUUCAGGCUUAGGGAUCACUUCAACCAAGCAUUCUCGGGGCAUGCAAACAACUAGCAAUCCUUCGUCAAUGAUUUUGUAAUUCUGUCCCCUGAGACUUGAUUAUCUGAUCUUCUUGCUGAUCCCUACGUCUUUCACCCUCCCAACAGUAGACACAGUGGCCCAGGUAGAGUUAAUGAGGGUGGGCCUUUGGGGCUGGCUGGAUCCAGCACUGUAACAAAUUAGUGCACACUUAAGAAAAAGCAUGAAGGCUAUGACCAUUCCUGCCUUGAAACUUGGAAGCUAUUUGUCUGAUUGUCUGAGUUAGUUUCCUCUUUCUGGCUCAUUUAUCCUUUUUCUCUCGAACUCCUUACAACAUUGUCUGGUUUUGCACACCCCGCAGGCUGUUGAGUCUUCCAUUUCUAUAGAGGCCCACACACCAGCACAGUCCUGAUGCACUGUACGCUUUUUCCUUUGUGUUGUUCUUGUUCGUUCUGUUUCCCAGUUAAUAUGAUCUCUGGCAUUUUUCCUUCUACUGUCCUCUAACGUCAUCAUUGGCUUCCUUCUUUCUCCUUUGAUCUUCUCUUUCUCCAUCCUUCUCUAUAGAGCUCCUCCCCCUUCUCUCUCCAUCACUUCUCACAUUCUGAAGUAGCUAUCCUUGACCGUCGUCUGUCUGGUCUGUAUCCUAGUAUGGAACUUGGACCUUUAACCAAUUCAUUUUUCCUCUCUGACUCUUUUUUCUCCUUAAAUUUCUUGUUUUUCC